AUGAGCUCCCCUUCUGCAAACCUGACCUUUGUUCGUCCUGCAACAUUUUCCCUCAGUGGUUUUUCUAAUAUGCCACAUGCAAAAUACUAUUACAUGUUCUUGUCUUUAGUUUAUGUUGUGACUGUUCUGGGGAAUUCAUUUAUCAUGUGUAUCAUUUAUUUAGCUCGCAGACUUCACACAGCCAAAUACAUUGCUGUUUUUCAUUUGGCGCUUUCUGAUAUGUGUGGAAGCACGGCUUUGAUUCCCAAAAUCAUAGAAAUGUUUUUAUUUGACCACCAGGACAUUUCAUAUGAAGCAUGCUUAACAAACAUGUUUUUUGUGUAUCAUUUCAUGAAUCUGCAGUCUUUGACACUGCUUGCUUUGGCUUAUGACAGACUGGUUGCUAUUUGUUUUCCUCUACAGUAUCAUGCCAUUGUUACCAAAUCAGCAAUGUUUCUGAUCAUAGGAGUGAUGUGGAUUGUGUCUGUGGCAUUUUUUUCCGUACUUGCAGGUUUGGUGAAUACAAUCUCUUUUUGUCGAUCUAAUGUACUGAAUAGUUAUUUUUGUGACUAUGCCCCAAUCUGUGGACUAGCUUGUAAUGAUAUUACUAUAAACAUUUUGAUGGGUAAAACUUCCUAUGGCCUCCUGAUUUGCACUCCACUCAUACUGAUCUUCAUCUCAUAUUUCUGUAUUUCCGUGGCUCUGCUCAGGAUUGCUCAUGGUGCUGAAAGAAUCAAAGCCAUUAAAACCUGCACCUCACAUUUCAUGUUGGUGGCAAUGUAUUAUCUACCAGUUUUAACCAAUAUAAUUGCAUCUGCAACAACCCCUUUGCAUCCAAAUGUUCAGAUCAUUAACAAUUCCCUCACACAGGCAAUACCACCUAUGCUGAAUCCCAUCAUAUACACUCUGAAGACAGAGGAGGUCAUGCAAUCCAUAAAAGAUUUGUACCGACGGAGCAAGGUGAACAUAACCAGACAAAGACAAAUGAAAUUUGCCAGUAUGGUAAAUUAA
Molecule: messenger RNA, 990 nt
Organism: Danio aesculapii
Lineage: Eukaryota; Metazoa; Chordata; Actinopteri; Cypriniformes; Danionidae
Product: olfactory receptor 51E2-like
Exons: 1
Coding region: 1-990 (329 amino acids)
Biological process (GO): G protein-coupled receptor signaling pathway
Cellular component (GO): membrane
Molecular function (GO): olfactory receptor activity; G protein-coupled receptor activity
Source: RefSeq, a predicted model, not a curated record